AUGACCGAAAUAAUCGAAUCUCAAUGGGAAUUUGAGAGGCAUUCUCUAAAUGGACUUCACAAUGGGUUUAAUGAGCACGAUUCACGGUAUACAUGUUGUUGUCGACAUAUGCAUUCAACGACCGGUGUACGAGUUGUUUGUGGAAUGUUAUGGAUAACGGUUCUUUUUGAAUUAUGGCAACUUUUCAUCACCGUUCACGCAAAUCUCGCACAAGUGGUCCCUAAAAGUGAUAAUUUGGAAUCUCCAAUGAUUCAAUCAUGUGUCGGCUUAGGUCUUGCUUCAACAGUUCUCAUAUCAAUCCUCAAAAAGAAAUGCUAUUUUCUGAUUCCAUAUCUUGCUGUGCAGCUGAUUGGUCUUGCAUCUUCAUGUAUUUUCUUUGUUGCUUUUGUUUAUAUUGGUUUAUUUGGUGAUCAAGAAACAGCACUGGCUUUUCUUCAAUCUUACGGAAAAACACUUGAUAGUACACAUCAAAAUUAUUUAAAAUAUGUAGCCUGGAUGAUGGUUGGUUCCUUUUUCAAUAAUAAUUACGCUUCAAAUCUGGUUGAUGUCAAUCGUCGUUGGAUGUUUUCGAUAUUACAGAGACCG
Messenger RNA from Mesorhabditis belari, 585 nucleotides. NCBI's taxonomy places the organism in Eukaryota, Metazoa, Nematoda, Chromadorea, Rhabditida, Rhabditidae. The record is from the annotation of a GenBank genome assembly.